UUCAUUCAUGCUAACUUUACAGUCGAGUCUUUGCAAUUUUCUCUCCAUUCUCCCAGUUGCAGUUCUCCGUCAAAUUCUGAUUAAAAUGUGGUUAUCAAUCCGUAGUAUAGUCACCUACAUCGUUUUUGCUGUAGUGAUUGACCAGCUUGCUCGGAUCGCAUAUAUGAUGGGAUUUCACAAGACUGUAUACACACAUUAUCCUGGGAAGUGUAGAGCUCUACCAGGAAUUGAAAAUGGAUCUGAGGAUAUAGUGACCUCGUCAAAUGGACUUGCAUUCAUAUCCGCUGGUGUCUUGAAAGCAUUUGAACCUGAUCAAGAUAUAUUGGGUAAAGUCUUUCUCUUUGACUUCAAUUAUCCUGAUGAUGAUCCUAAAAACAUCCAGAUUGUUGGAUUUGAUCCCUCAGACUGGAUACCCUUUGGAAUGGACAUUUGGGAGAGUGGGCCAAAAGAUAAUCCCACACUGACCCUGUAUGUUAUCAAUCGGCACCCCGAUAGAAUAGGGAUUGAGGUGUUUGACUUUUCAUACCAGAAGAAGAUACCUACCUUAACACAUCAGAGAAGAAUACACCACAAGAAUAUUUGGAGUCCCAAUGAUCUAGUUCUGGUGGAUGAAAAUCAUUUUUAUGCAUCGAAUGACAAGUAUCUCCCAGAACCUUUCAACAUGCUUGAGGUGUUUUUUCGACUUGGAUUAGCGAGCGUGGUCUACUAUGAUGGAGAGGAGGCUAGGAUUGUUGCUGAAGGAGUGAAACUUGCCAACGGUGUGAACAUAUCACCUGACAAAAAGUUAUUGUAUGUAGCUGGAACAAUUGGAAAUGAACUAUUAGUCUACAGAAUCCAAAAUUAUGGAAAUCUAGUACAAGCAAAGGCCAUUCAGCUUGGGACUUCUCCCGACAACAUCAACAUUGAUAAAGAAGAUGGAUCUGUUUGGAUUGGUAAUAAUCCUGUGAUGUAUCAUUUCUUCAACCAAUUGGGGAAAUUCACUGGAGUUGGACAGGUUUUGAAUAUGCACCUGGACAAGAAGCUGAAUCCAACCAUUCGAGAGGUCUUAUCGGAUAACACAGGACUGAUACGGUAUUGUAGUGUUGCAUGUCGCUAUGGAAACAGAUUGCUCAUAGGGACAGUUGCUGAUAAAGCUGCUUAUUGUGAAGGGGUUACGUUCUAAACAUGUCAGUGGGAAAUAAAGCAAUAUUGAACAGUGAUUGAUUCAUAUUAUUGAUUGCUGAGUAAUUGAGCUAUAAAUAUCACUUUGAAAAUAAAACAGAAAAUGUGAUGUUAACUUUGGCUGCUAGUACAUUCCUGCUGAGGUAAUGAUAAAAACUGGAAUCCAAUGAAAUGACUACCAAUGUGAAAUUACAUGCCAAUUGAUUCCAGUAGCAAUCAGUUAUUGUUGUGGGAUGUGUACUCCACUGCUGUCCACCAUGUCAGUAAAUGGAAUACGACAAGACACAUGAUGGUGGAUGGGCUUUAUACCAUUGCAGCAAAAUUUUUCUUUCUUUAAUUUUCCAAUACUUGAUGCCAAUUUCCUGUGUAAUAUCUUACCAACUCACAUGCAGUAUUUCAAUAUAUAUUUUUC
Lytechinus pictus (painted urchin) is the source of this 1573-nucleotide messenger RNA. Its product is annotated as serum paraoxonase/arylesterase 2-like. Gene Ontology annotation, molecular function: arylesterase activity. The coding region runs from base 8 to 1162 and encodes 384 amino acids. The record is from RefSeq and is a predicted model, not a curated record. The transcript has 9 exons. NCBI's taxonomy places the organism in Eukaryota, Metazoa, Echinodermata, Echinoidea, Temnopleuroida, Toxopneustidae.